Messenger RNA from Benincasa hispida (wax gourd), 1047 nucleotides. Its product is annotated as putative glutathione S-transferase. Gene Ontology annotation, cellular component: cytoplasm. Gene Ontology annotation, molecular function: glutathione transferase activity. The record is from RefSeq and is a predicted model, not a curated record. NCBI's taxonomy places the organism in Eukaryota, Viridiplantae, Streptophyta, Magnoliopsida, Cucurbitales, Cucurbitaceae. Gene Ontology annotation, biological process: glutathione metabolic process.
UAUUAUUAUAAAUUGUAAAUGUAGACUGUAGCUUUAAGUAAGAAAGAGAACAACUUGAAAUUAGGCAUUAAACUAACGUUUCCAUUUAAUUACUCCAAAAAAUCCAAGCAUUGUGCAGAGAAAGAAACAAUGACGGAAGAAUUGCAGGUGUUCGGUUUCUGGUCGAGUCCGUUCAGUCUCCGAGUGGAGUUGGCUCUCAAACUCAAAGGCCUAAGCUACCAAUAUGUUGAGGAAGACAUAGCCAACAAGAGCCAUUUGCUUCUCAAAUACAAUCCAAUUUACAAGAUGGUUCCUGUGUUUGUUCAUAAUGGAAACCCAAUUUCAGAGUCAACCAUCAUCCUUGAAUACAUUGAUGAACAUUGGACAACCAACCCCAUCUUGCCCCAACAUCCCUAUCAAAGAGCUCAAGCAAGAUUUCUUGCCAAGUGUAUUGAUGACAAGUUUUUUGGUGCGUGGAGGAAAGCUGCUAGAAGUGGAAGAGAAGGGAGGGACAAGGCUAUAGAGGAAGCAUGCAAGGUAUUGGAAGCAGUUGAGAAUGAACUUAAACUUGAUGGCAACAAUAAGUUCUUUGGAGGAGACAGAAUUGGGUUCGUGGACAUUGUAGGCAUCUUUAUAGGCUAUUGGGUUCCUGUCAUGCAAACAGCUCUUGGGUUUGAGAUUCUGAGCAGCCAGAGGUUCCCAAAACUAAGCAAAUGGAGUGAAGAGCUUAUUAACCAUAGCGUUGUGAAGGAGAUUCUGCCUCCAAAACAAGACCUUUUUGUUUAUGCUCAAACUCUUUAUAGAAUCAAUACUGUGGGUUCUAAGCUGUGAGAGUGAAUAUGGCUUCCUAAAAGAUGGUUAAAUUAUAUUCUCUCAAUCUCAGAAAUAAAAUUACCAUAUUAUCUUGACGUGUCUAAUAUGUGAGAUAAUCUAUUAAGGACGCAACAUGAGGGUAGCUCAACUGACAUAUCAGUUGUGUAUACGUUUUGUUUUUUUGUUUGCAGCAAAAUGAGUUAUUACUCAUUUUAAUUUUUGUAUUUACUACAUUUUUUUAUCCCUUUUGUAGUU